CAAGUGGGGCUGAGACCUGGGGAGGGGAUUGAGCGAGCAGUCUGGCUCCGCCCCCGCAUUGCCAAGCUCAAGUGUCAGAGCUCGCGUGCCCAGUUCCCGAGGGGGCAGAGGUAGAAGAGGACAGCCACACAGGGGGCUGCGAGAGGGAAAGAGAUCAAAGCGAAGAAGGGAGAAGAAGGAGAGAGAGCAGUGAGGAAAGCUGGAAGGAGUGAGUGAAAAGACGAAGAGAGCGAUACAAGGAGAGAAAUGGACUGGAACGUGGACGAGGAUAAGAGCCCUGGUGUAAAUGUGCAAUGUGAUGAGGACCCAGGGUCUGAUCCUGACCUGGAAAUGGACCCAGAGCCGGAGUGGGUUCCUGGAGGCCGGCGCCUGUUCUCUGGUUUGCUAGGACUGAACGUCAUUAUGCUCGGCGCCGCCCUUGUGGCAGCUGAUGCCUUCUAUGCCAAUGGGCAGCUGCAACAGGGACGCCAGGUCUUCAUCCUGCUGCUGCUGCUACUCAGCGUGGCCUGGAUGCUCUGGUACCUGCUGUGGUCACGCAAGCGACCCGGCCGCACGCCCCACACCGACCACCACGCAGGGGGCAUCACCGUCACAGUCCUGGUGAUCUUCUCGGCCUUCAGCCUGUUCCUGCACAUCUUCAGGAUGGGUUACUUCAUCAUGAUGCGGGACUGCAAGCCGCUGGCCGAGGUCCUGGUCCCCUUUGCCGAGGCGCCCUUCCUGGCUCUGCAGACGUAUCUCCUUUGGGCUCACUCAAAGGACUGCAUCCACAAGCACAAGAUUCUCACCAGGUCCGGUCUGAUGUUCUUGCUCUCUACUAACAUCCUGCUGUGGCUGAAUGCGGUGACUGAGGACACUGUGCACAUGGAGAUCGAGCUGGAGCAAAACCAGGUCAUCGCCAAUGGCUCCCUGGCUGAGAACAGCACCGCGGAUCCCGGCGAAUCCCCUGAAUGUCAGUGCACCGAGCUCACGCCGUGCCAGGUGUUCCGCAAGGGCUUCGAGAUCCUAUACCCCUUCAACAUCGAGUUCUACCUGAUGGCGGGUUGCAUGAUCUACGUGAUGUGGAAGAACGUGGGCCGGCGUGUGGGCAAAGCCCCACACGAGCACCACCAACACCAUGACGUGAUGCGCAUCAUCCGGCAGGAGGGCAUCCUGCUGGGCCCACUGGCCGGCGUCCUAGUCCUCGUGAUGGGAGCCGUCGUCUUCAUCCUUUACCAGGUGUGGGUGAGUGACUCUCGCCGCGAAGACGCCUUCCUCGUCUUCUACGGCUACCACCUGGCCUUGAUUCCCGCCAUGUCGCUGUUCUCGCUGGCUGGCACGAUCACCUACCGCGUGGAGAGUAGGCUGCACGAAGCCAGCCACAACCCCACCAGAAGCCUGGACGUUCGCCUGCUGGUGGCAGCGGCUGUGGGCCAGCUAGCGCUCUCCUACUUCUCCCUUGUGGCCGCCAUGGCCAUUGGGUCCAGAGACCAUCUGGGGAGCCUAGACCUUUCGUACAACCUCUUCAGCCUGCUGGAGCUGCUCCUGCAGAACAUCUUCAUCAUUGAGGGGCUCCACCGUCACCCGAAUCUAAGCCGCACCAGGACGAAGGGAAGGCUGAAAAAGAAGGCAGCUGCUGAGACCCCAGCGGUGAAUGAACCUGGAGGAGACACUUUGUUAAAAAGUGGGCCUACAGCACCACCUGCAGGUGUGAAGGUGAACAACACCAACACGCGGACCAAGAGAGUGAUUCAAGAGAUUUGUGCAUUCCUCAUCUUGGGCAAUGUCAUGUUGUGGGUGAUCCCAGCCUUCGGCGCUCAUCCCCAAUUCGAGAACGGACUGGGGAAGCAGUUCUAUGGGUUCCAGGCCUGGUUUAUAUUUGUCAACCUGGGCCAGCCACUGGUGGUCUUCUACAGAAUGCACUCUGUAAGUGCGCUGAUGGAGCUGCUGAUUUUAAGCUGAACAGCAGGAGGCGAUAUAAGCCAUACUACUGCACUGGAGGAUGUGAAUAUUUUGGAUCUGUAGGAUGAAGCCCUGCUAUCCAGCCUAAGAUGCACAGGGAAGAAUAAAUAAGACUUUUUCUUAAGGGAGUCAAAUAACAUGGUCGAAAUAAAACAUUUGCAGUGACACAA
This is a messenger RNA of Brienomyrus brachyistius, 2108 nucleotides long. RefSeq names its product proton channel OTOP3-like. Gene Ontology annotation, molecular function: proton channel activity. Gene Ontology annotation, biological process: proton transmembrane transport. Gene Ontology annotation, cellular component: membrane. Lineage: Eukaryota; Metazoa; Chordata; Actinopteri; Osteoglossiformes; Mormyridae. The record is from RefSeq and is a predicted model, not a curated record.